Danaus chrysippus (African queen) is the source of this 2592-nucleotide messenger RNA. Lineage: Eukaryota; Metazoa; Arthropoda; Insecta; Lepidoptera; Nymphalidae. The record is from the annotation of a GenBank genome assembly.
AUGAUUCCCCACGCCAAAACUAUGGAGGAAGCUUUGGACUCUGAAAUAAGAUAUCAGAACCUUAAAAUUAUUAACCCGGUUGUUAGCCCUUUGUUGUUAUACAGAUACUCUUUCUUCGUCAGUAUGAAUCUGCCACCAUCUGAUGGGUUUUCUAUAGGAUCAUGUUUAAUUCCUCGGUCUACAAGACUACCCUGUGGUAAUGGAUCCAAUUUAGAAGAGCACUGUCAUAACCAGUGCUGCUUUGAUCUCAAUCUCCAUGUCUGUUAUCAUCGUCUACCCUCAAGAUUUUCCUAUAUAAUGAAUCAGCCUUGGAAUGAAAAUAUAACCAUGUCACCACGGAUAGCCACAGAACCUUUCGCCUUUCAGAACAGUAUACCUGUGGUCAGAUUGUCUGUAGAUGAAAUCACAUCUACACAUAUGUCUCUCACGUUUUACAAUUCAAGAAAUGCAUCUUUUAAUGGAAGGAGACUUCAAACCAAGGAAUACUCGUAUACAGUCACGUCACCGGAAUUGAACAUCGAAGUAAAAACAUCAAAUAGGACAAUUUUUAACACAGCAAGUGGACCUUUCAUAGCAUCGGAAAAUAUUUGGGAGAUGUCCUUUUUAUUGACCAACGAAACGAUGUACGGAUUGGGCGAAAUACCGUUACAAAAGAACAAUACGAAAGUCAUAUACAGUCACAAAGGCGGAUUUAGUUCCGUGCCCCUGAUAUUCGCUAAACUUAAUAACUCCUAUCACGGUUUACUUUUCGAUACUAAUGAUCCCACAGAAGUUUUCAUUUCAUUGGAAAAUCAUGUAGUUGUUCGAAGUAUCACGAACUUCGGCUUGAAGUUUCACUUGUUUACUGGACCAGAACCAAAAGAUAUCAUGAAGGACGUUAUGGCCAUAACUGGGAAAUACAAUAAGUUGGAAUAUUGGAUGCUGGGCGUACAUAUUUGCAGUGAAGUUCCAGGUUUGGAGUUAAAUACAUUUUUAACAAAUGCAACAGCUGAAAAAGUGCCAUUUGACAGUCAUUGUGGUGUCCAACCUAUUGUUUUUAAUAGUGAUCAAUGUAACAGCAAUGACAUAAACAAUAUCGACGCUAUAAAUUCUGGUUCUAAAUUGCUCGAAAAUGCUCAGAAAAAAUUCGUACCUCAUGUUUCUCCUUACAUUCGUAUUGAAAUAAAAAAUGACACAGAUAUACAAAAUACGACCACGUAUAGUGACUAUAACGUAAGUUGUGAAAUUAUGCCGCAAUUUGAUAAAUUAAUGUAUCGAUCACCAAAUUCUCAUGAAGUAUACACCGGGAAGAUCGAUGAUUUUGAUGUCAUAUAUCCUAACUACAAGGACGCUCCACCAGAAUUCUUAGAGAGUUUAUGGGCUUAUGAGAAAAAAAUUGAUGGUAUUAUUCUCGAAAACAAUUGGCCAUUAGACGAAAAAGAGAAGGAUCUGAAAGAAAUGUCCUUACACCUGCCUUAUUUUAAUCAGUACUUUGAAAAUGCGUUCAACUAUACGCCACAAUGGAACUUAACACUGGCUGACAAUAAUCAAAGCUACCUCUUCCAACAUAACAGAUAUGGCAACCACUUUGUAGAUGCUUUCAAAAAAAGGACAAACGAUAUUCCUAUCUGGUCGAGUAGUGUCUGGUUAAAUUCUGAACCUAAUAUAAACAGACAAAGUAUUAAUGCUUCCUGGCUUAAUCUGAAUAAGGAACUGGUAAACGCAGCCCUAGGAGGAGUAUCUGGACAUUGGCUAUGGUCAUCACCCAUAUGUGGGGAUACAGAAUACUUUAAUCCAGAAACCCAAACGAACCUUUGCAUUAAAUGGUACCUAACAGCAGUGUACCUACCAAUGGUGAAAAUACAUUCGAAAGUGGUCCCAAGAUAUCCCACUGCUUUCGUGGGCACUCAUAAGACUUUGGCUAUACAGGCAAUAGGUAGAAGAUACAGUCUGUUGCCAUAUUACUACACUGUGCUCCAGGAAGGACCUUUACUUAGACCUAUGUUCUAUCAAUAUCCAGCAUCACAAGCAGUGCGAGAUUUGAGCUCUCAAUUUAACGUUGGCGAUAGUCUUCUCAUAGCUCCAAAUUUACUGCCUCUUCAAAGUCAUGUUCACAUGUGGAAACCUCCGGGCACCUGGUAUGAAUUGUGGAGCGGACUCAAGUUACAAGGUCAAGAAGGUGACGUACUUACAUUGUCUACAACGGACGCUGAUCUCAUGACUUUUAUUAAGGGAGGUUCUGUGAUACUAAUACAGAAGAAAACAGAAUUGUCAGCUACUGAAACAUUGCUUACUGACUUCAACGCAAUAGUCGCUUUGGAAUGUAUUGAGGAAAAUGUUUGCUCGGCGUCAGGGAAACAAUUUAUUACUGAUGGUCUGACAUUAGUGUUUGAGGCUAACGCUCAAAAUAUGACGAUAUCUGCUAUUGGUGACGAUUUCAUGCCCAUGUGCGAUUUCAAUUCUGGCACAUGGGGCUAUGACAUUCAACUCUAUAGUAUCUAUGGUUUACCAGAUGAGAUUAAUAAUCUGGAUAACCAGAGACAAGUGAGUCAGUUCACAGAUUUGUGCAAUUUAGAAUACGGCGACGACAUUGUUGUAAAAUUUGUCACUUAG